Brassica napus (rape) is the source of this 6069-nucleotide messenger RNA. RefSeq lists its product as uncharacterized. The transcript has a single exon. Gene Ontology annotation, molecular function: nucleic acid binding. Bases 888 to 5795 code for a protein of 1635 amino acids. The record is from RefSeq and is a predicted model, not a curated record. Lineage: Eukaryota; Viridiplantae; Streptophyta; Magnoliopsida; Brassicales; Brassicaceae. Gene Ontology annotation, biological process: DNA integration.
GACAGGUGCAUGAACUUGAGAAGCAAAGGAUCAACAAAUCUUGCACCAAGAGUGGACAACAUCAAAGCCUUAGAAAGAGAGUUGGGAAGACAGAGAAGAGAAAGAGAAAAGCAAGCCCACUUGCAUAGAUUGGGCUUGAGAUGGAGAGAAACCCGAAUCAACCGGAAGGUGUCUAUGGAGUUGAUGAUCAUUGACAAAAUGUCCAAGGAGUUCCUCCUGGAGCUGCUCAAGAGGAACAUGGCCAAGGAGCUGCAAACCUUAGGCCUCAACAUCAACAACGCCAGGGAAGACCCAUUGGCACCUAUGACCAGCCCAAUAUUCAUGGGAAGAGAUUGGGUAUUAGAGCACCUGCUGUGGGCAACAACAACUUUGAGAUCAAGUCAAGCUUGAUCAACAUAAUUGAGUCCAACAAAUUCCAUGGUCUAGCCUUGGAGGAUCCACUAGAUCACUUGGAAAAAUUUGACAAAUAUUGUGGAACCACAAAGACUAAUGGAGUUUCCGAAGAUGCUUUCAAACUAAGAUUGUUUCCAUUUUCAUUGGGAGACAAAGCUCACACAUGGGAGAAGAGCAUUCCAAGCGAUUCCAUCACUACAUGGGAGGAGUGCAAGCGAGCUUUCCUCAACAAGUUCUUCUCAACUUCAAGAACUGCAAAGAUUAGAAAUGAAAUCUCUGGAUUUCAACAAAAGAACCUGGAAGGAUUUGGAGAAGCUUGGGAAAGAUUCAACGGGUACUUAUCAAAAUGCCCUCACCAUGGUUUCACAAAUGAGAAUUUGCUCAGCACAUUCUAUAGAGGACUCCUACCCAACCAUAGAAGCAGGCUUGAUACGGCUAGAAAUGGAUCCUACUUGGGGAGAACUGAAGAAGAUGCAUUGGAGCUGGUGGAGAAUAUGGCAAAGAGUGAUUCGGUGUACAAUGAUGAUUUUGAUAGGCAUAACCGUGGUGGAGGCGGUGAUGACCAUUUCACUAGGAAAGACAUCAAAUCCCUACAAGACAAAAUCGAUCUUCUCCUCAACGAAAGAACUACCCACUCACAAAUAAAUUAUGUUGGUGAACAAGCCCGAGGAGAACUAGGAUUUAUCAAUGAAGUUGAAGGUUUGGAAGGACAACAAGACGUGUCUUACAUCAAUGCUAAUGGUACUUGGUUCAAGAAAGAACCAACCUACCAAUACCAACAAAGAGAACAAGGAAGCUACCAAUACCAAUCUAAAGAUCAAGCUCCAUACCAAUACCAACAAAGGGGCCAAGGAAACUUCCAAAACACACCUCAAUACCAAGGCAACUACCAGCAAAAACCAGUUUACAAUAAUCAACAAGGAGGUUAUCAAGGCAAUACAAACUUCCCACCGGGCUUUACCAACAAAGGGAAUCAGUCUACACAAGCCCAAGCUGGAUCUUCUACUUCUGCCCCACAAGAAACUAGCACUAAGACUAUGUUGAGACAGAUCUUGGAAUCUCAAACUAGAAGUGAGAAGCACAUUGGGUAUGAGCUGAAGAAUAUCCAGAACAUGAUUGAUGGAAACUACAAUGAUCUCAACAGCAAGUUCAAGGCUUUGGAAAAUCAGUUCGCCUCCAUGAGUUCAAGUCAAAAUCGCCAACAAGGUUCACUUCCUGGAAAGGCUGAGCAAAACCCCAAAGAAACAACGAAAGCAAUCACACUUAGGAGUGAUAGAGAGUUGCCUCCUAGAGUUCUCAUUAAGGAUAAUGAGAAGCAAGGUGGGGAGGUUGUCAUCAAUGUAGAUGAUGAUGUGGUCAUUAUUGAUGAAAAGAUUAAUGAAGAGAUCUUGGAGAAGAUAGUUGAUGCCAAGGGAAAGAGAAAGAUUGGAGAAGAGAAGAAAGUUGUGAGCAAGAAUGAAGGUGCCACUUCAUCAAAGGAAGCUUCAGUCACUCCUCCUCAAUAUGAGCCCAAGCUUCCUUUUCCUGGAAGAUUCAAGAGACAGCUUUUGGAGAAGUACAAAGCAUUGUUUGAGAAGCAGAUGAGAGAGGUUCAUGUUACUAUGCCUAUUAUUGAUGCUUUCAUGUUGGUUCCUCAGUACAGUAAAUUCUUGAAAGAUGUUGUGGCACAGAAGAAGAAAGAAAUGGAAGGGAUGGUGGUUCUUACUCAUGAGUGCAGUGCCAUCAUUCAGAGAUUGACAGUCCCAAGGAAGCUACAAGACCCGGGCAGCUUCACUUUGCCAUGUGCUAUUGGACCUUUGACAUUUGAGAGGUGUCUAUGUGAUCUAGGAGCAAGUGUUAGCCUCAUGCCUUUGUCUACUGCUAAGAAGCUUGGGUUUACUCAGUACAAGAAGUGUAGGAUCUCUCUAGUGCUGGCUGACCGCUCUGUAAAACUCCCCAUUGGCAUCUUGGAAGAUCUCCCUGUGAUGAUUGGGAACUGUGAGAUCCCUACUGAUUUUGUGGUGCUAGAGAUGGAUGAAGAGCCUAGAGAUCCUUUGAUCUUUGGAAGACCUUUCCUUGCAACUGCUGGAGCUAUGGUGAAUGUAAGAGAUGGCAAGAUUGAUCUCCAUCUUGGGAAAGGAAACACUCUUCACUUUGACAUCAAGGAGGUAAUGAAGAAACCCACCAUUGAAGGGCAGAUGUUCUACAUCGAUGAGAUGGAAGCCCUUGCUGAUGAGUACCUAGAAGAGUUGGCACUCGAUGACUCCCUACAGCAUGCUCUCACCAUAAACAAAGAAGCUCAGCUCAUUAAAGAUGGAGUGAGCUUGGAGUAUGAGAAGCUGUUCAAUUCCCGUGAAGAGUUAGUCGAUGAAGGCAGGUUCCUGGAACUGCCACAAACAGAUCAACAUGUCGCCACGGUCGCUGUCCAAGCCGAAUCUCAAGAGGAUGAUUGGAGUGAACUCAAGGCUCCCAAGGUCGACCUCAAGCCACUCCCCAAGGGGCUCAAGUAUGCUUUUCUUGGACCCAAUAACACAUAUCUUGUCAUAGUGAAUAGUGAACUCGAUGAAAUUGAAUUGCAUGCACUCUUGAAAGAACUUAGAAAAUACAGAAAGGCAAUAGGGUACUCAUUGGAUGAUAUUAAAGGGAUAUCACCCUCAUUGUGCACACAUAGGAUACAUCUUGAAAAUGAAUCAAUGAGUUCUAUAGAGCAUCAAAGAAGGUUGAACCCCAACCUGAAAGAAGUUAUUAAGAAAGAGAUUAUCAAACUUUUAGAUGCUGAUGUUAUAUAUCCUAUCUCAGAUAGUAAUUGGGUAUCACCUGUGCAUGUAGUCCCAAAGAAAGGUGGUAUUACUGUGGUUAGAAAUGAAAAUGAUGAAUUGAUACCCACUAGAACUGUAAUAGGGCAUAGGAUGUGUAUUGAUUAUAGAAAACUUAACUCAGCCUCUAGGAAGGAUCACUUUCCAUUGCCAUUCAUUGACCAAAUGCUUGAGAGGCUUGCAAAACAUCCAUAUUAUUGCUUUCUUGAUGGGUAUUCAGGGUUCUUCCAAAUCCCAAUACAUCCCAAUGAUCAAGAGAAGACAACUUUCACAUGCCCCUACGGUACCUUUGCCUAUCGAAGGAUGCCAUUUGGGUUAUGUAAUGCUCCAGCAACCUUUCAAAGGUGCAUGAUGUCUAUCUUCUCAGAUCUCAUUGAGGAUGUAGUGGAGGUAUUCAUGGAUGAUUUCUCUGUCUACGGAUCCUCUUUUUCUGCUUGUUUGUCAAAUUUGUGCAGGGUCCUACAGAGAUGUGAAGAUACCAACCUUGUGCUGAAUUGGGAGAAGUGCCACUUCAUGGUUAAAGAAGGGAUUGUGCUUGGGCACAAGAUUUCAGAGAGAGGCAUUGAAGUGGACCAAGCCAAGAUCGAGGUGAUGGCGAGGUUGGCUCCACCAAAAACAGUGAAAGACAUUAGAAGCUUCCUUGGCCAUGCUGGUUUCUACAGAAGGUUCAUCAAAGACUUCUCCAAAAUAGCUAGACCAUUGACCAAGCUGCUGUGCAAGGAGAUCAUCUUCAACUUUGAUGAAGAAUGCCUAGAAGCCUUUAAGAAGCUGAAGGAGGAGCUCACCAGUGCCCCAAUAGUUCAACCACCAGAUUGGAGUCUACCCUUCGAAAUCAUGUGCGACGCCAGUGACUAUGCUGUGGGGGCAGUCUUGGGGAAAAAGAAGGACAAGAAGACACAUGUGAUCUACUAUGCUAGUAGAACACUUGAUGAUGCCCAAAUGAAGUAUGCCACAACUGAGAAGGAGCUGUUGGCAAUUGUCUAUGCCUUCGAGAAGUUCAGGAGCUACCUGGUAGGGUCUAAGGUCAUUGUCUACACUGACCAUGCUGCACUGCGACAUCUACUAGCCAAGAAGGAUGCCAAGCCAAGGCUGCUCAGAUGGAUAUUAAUACUACAAGAGUUUGAUCUCGAAAUCAAGGACAAGCCAGGAGUGGAGAAUGGUGUAGCUGAUCACCUUUCAAGAUUAAGAGUGGAGUGUGGGAUUCCUAUUGAUGAGGGACUCCCUGAAGAGCAGAUUAUGGCUAUAGGAGCAGCAGUGACAGCUUGUGAGACUGGAAGGAAGCUUGAAGAAAUGAAGGCAAUUGAUGAGACAGGCCCAUGGUAUGCUGAUCUAGUGAACUACUUGGCAUGUGGAAGGGAACCAUUGAAUCUGACAGGCUGCGCAAGGAAGAAAUUCUUCAAGGAUGUGAAGAGAUACUACUGGGACGAGCCUUUCCUCUACACUCUUUGCAAAGAUCAAAUCUAUAGAAGAGUAGUAGCUGAAGAGGAGGUGGAAGGAAUCCUCACACACUGCCAUGGAUCAGCCCAUGGAGGUCACUUUGCCACCUUCAAGACUGUCUCCAAGGUGCUACAAGCAAGAUUUUGGUGGCCCCAUAUGUUCAAAGACACACAAGAGUUUGUGUCAAGGUGUGACCCAUGCCAAAGAAGAGGGAACAUCACCAAAAGAAAUGAGAUGCCUCAAAAUCCUAUCUUGGAAGUGGAAGUGUUUGAUGUGUGGGGUAUUGACUUCAUGGGACCAUUCCCAUCUUCCUAUGGUAAUGAAUACAUUCUUGUUGCUGUGGAUUAUGUCUCCAAAUGGGUGGAAGCUAUAGCCAACCCAACCAAUAAUGCUAAGGUUGUCCUCAAGAUGUUCAAGAGCAUUAUAUUCCCAAGGUUUGGAGUCCCAAGAAUUGUGAUCAGUGAUGGAGGCACCCACUUCAUCAACAAACUUUUUGAGAACCUUCUCAAGAAGAAUGGUGUCAAGCACAAGGUGGCAACUGCCUAUCAUCCCCAAACAAAUGGCCAAGUUGAGAUUUCCAACAAGGAGAUCAAGUCCAUUUUGGAGAAGACUGUGGGGACAACAAGGAAGGAUUGGUCUACAAAGCUUGAUGAUGCACUUUGGGCCUAUAGGACUGCUUACAAGACACCCUUGGGAACCACUCCCUUCAAUCUUGUCUAUGGGAAAGCUUGCCAUCUGCCAGUUGAGCUUGAGUACAAGGCAUUAUGGGCUGUUAAGAUGCUGAACUUUGACAUCAAGAGUGCCAAAGAGAAAAGACUUUUCCAACUCCAUGAGCUUGAUGAGAUUCGACUUGAUGCUUUUGAGAACUUAAGGAUUUACAAAGAAAAUACCAAGGCAUUCCAUGACAAGAAGAUCCUGAAGAGGGAGUUCAACAUUGGAGAUCAAGUUUUGCUCUUCAACUCUCGAUUGAAGUUGUUCCCUGUAAAACUUAAGUCAAGAUGGUCCGGCCCUUUCAAGAUCAAAGAAGUGAGGCCGUAUGGAGCAAUUGUGCUUUGGAACAAGACUGGUGGGGAAUUUGCAGUGAAUGGGCAAAGAGUCAAGCUGUACAUGGCGGCCACACCUGAGAAGGAAGGAACCUCGGUUCCACUUUCCGAUCCCAAACCAAACUAAACCAAAAAGGGGUAGUCAAGCUAGAGACUUAAAACAAGCUCACUUGGGAAGAAGUCCCACAUCUAUCCCUAUAUAUAUUACUGUUUUACUUGUGUGGUUUUUCUUUUGUGUGUUUGAUAAGUGUGUUUAAAAUUUUCAGGUGAUUCUCCACUUAAUCAAAGAAGAAAGAUGGUCAUCCAGCAAAGCUACAAGUGUUAAAAUUAUUCAACUCCAUCUAACAACUCCAAGCUACGUGUCUCUACAACUAUUGUAAAUAUAUAGUUUUCAUGUUUGU